Messenger RNA from Daldinia caldariorum, 1105 nucleotides. RefSeq lists its product as uncharacterized. The record is from RefSeq and is a predicted model, not a curated record. NCBI's taxonomy places the organism in Eukaryota, Fungi, Ascomycota, Sordariomycetes, Xylariales, Hypoxylaceae. The coding region runs from base 394 to 840 and encodes 148 amino acids. The transcript is spliced from 2 exons.
UUUUUUUUUUUUUUUUUUUUUUUACUGAGGUACGCGAUGCAUCGACACAAAGACUAUAUGUAACGGGUCAGGCACACAAUGAAGAUAGCUGAAGGGUGAAAGAGAAUAUGAACUGAGGUCUUUUGUUAUUCACCCUCGAAACUGCUUUCGGCAGGGGCCAGGAAACUGUAAAGGGGGGGUAGUUGACGGGUUUUCUACCAUUACGUCCUUCCCCCCCUUUUCUGAUUCGCAUCUUAGCCUCCCUCCGCCGGCUAGAUGAAUUAAUUGAUACUUUCGCGCUGUUCUGGACACAUCUCGAGACCGCAUAGCCAUAACAUAAUCCGCAUACGCUGGUACACCUAAGUCGAAAGAUCAUAUCCCGUGCGAAGUAGAAAAGAGCCUACUAAAUAAAUAAUGUUGUACUUUAUUGUGCUUUCCGCCACUAUCACCUGGUCAAUAGUCUUCGGCCUCUGGCUAGUGCGAUACCCGCAGCUACUGAUCCGGGCCACGCGCUGGGCGAUCACUAUCUGGAUGCUGGUAUUCGGAUUGCUAGGAAUGAGGGCAGUAGCCUUAGGGUUCGCGUGCGUCGAUCCCGCCGAUCUGAGCCAUUAUCCGCACCCGGCGGCCGUGUUCUGGCUCUUCCUCGCGUGGUACGUGGCCGUGUGCGCGAGCGUCGUGUACGACAAGUCUCUGAUCGUUGCGCUCGCCGUGCUCCUCUUGGUGCUGGCGUGGUUUCCGGAGCUGCGCACGCUGAUGGAUUUCGGCUUGGUGAGGCUCGGGUGGUUGAAUUGGGUGUAUAAUCCGCUGUUUACGCUGUUGACGGAGGCGUUGGGUGCUAGACGCGCGUAUAGAUCGCGGUAGACGAAAAGGGGCUUUGUCUCCUGAUUAUGGUGGGAUUCCCUGAUACUAAGGGGGGGUUGGCAACGGGGAUAAGGGGGGAGCGAGGAGCAGUUGCGGGUCUGAUUGUAUUGUAUAUCGCAUCGUUCUAAGAAUUGUGUCAUAGAAAUUCCCUUGACCUCAAAGGAGUGUCUACCUAAAAUUACAGAUCAUAGCCAUUAGAACAAUGGCUUUAUACCAACUAUAUCUAUAGCUUUGUUUGUUGUAAGAGAGAUGAAAAAAGGCAUAG